AUGGUAGACCUAAAAGAAAACCAGGCGAUGAAAAAGUUCGCCUUCUUCGGUAUCGCCGCCUCAACAGUCGCCACACUUACAGUUAUCCUAACUGUUCCGAUGCUUUGCCUUUACAUGCAAAACAUCCAAUCGGGUCUUCAAGACGAUCUCAACUUCUGCAAAUCACGAACUGAUUCGUUGCGUGGAGAGUACGCUAAUUUGCGCGCCUCUUCGCAACAACGUGGCAAGCGUGCUGCGGCUUCUGCGGAAAAAUGCUGCUCUUGCGGAACUGGCGCUGCUGGACCAGCUGGACCACCAGGAGAUGAUGGAGAGCCAGGUCCAGAUGGAACUCCGGGUAAACCAGGAAACAAUGGGGAAGACGCGAAACCUGAUCAACUCCCAACACCCGAAGAUUUCUGCUACAACUGCGCACCAAGCCCAGUCGGCCCACCAGGUCCACCAGGUCCAAAGGGAGCUGACGGAGAUUUGGGAGGACCAGGAGAGCCAGGACCAGCUGGACGUCCAGGAAACAAGGGAGCUCCGGGACCAGUUGGACCAGCGGGAGCCGAUGGGGAACCUGGAGAGACUGGGCCAUCUGGAGCACCUGGAGUUCAACGAAACGUUGCAAGCCCGGUUGGCGAGCCAGGAGAGCCUGGAGAGGUUGGAGAACCUGGGGAACCUGGAGCAGAUGGACGACCUGGACAACCGGGAAGACAAGGAGCACAAGGAAAACCUGGAGAGAAUGGAAAAGAUGGGGAAAAUGGAAAAGAUGCGGAAGAUGGAGAGCCUGGAAAGCCUGGAGAGCCUGGACCAACUGGUAAGUUAUGGUUUCUAGAUCUUCCUGGAGAUCGCAUAGCUUGUCAAGAGCUCCCAUUUGAUAAUGUAUUUUUUCCAGGAUCUUGCGAUCACUGUCCACCACCACGUACCGCACCAGGAUACUAA
Caenorhabditis angaria is the source of this 921-nucleotide messenger RNA. The record is from the annotation of a GenBank genome assembly. Lineage: Eukaryota; Metazoa; Nematoda; Chromadorea; Rhabditida; Rhabditidae.